This is a messenger RNA of Sitophilus oryzae (rice weevil), 3765 nucleotides long. RefSeq lists its product as uncharacterized. The record is from RefSeq and is a predicted model, not a curated record. Lineage: Eukaryota; Metazoa; Arthropoda; Insecta; Coleoptera; Curculionidae. Gene Ontology annotation, biological process: DNA replication. Gene Ontology annotation, molecular function: nucleotide binding; DNA binding; DNA-directed DNA polymerase activity. The transcript has a single exon. Bases 1 to 3765 code for a protein of 1254 amino acids.
AUGGAAAAAUUUAUUGUAGUGAAAGAUUCCAUGAAAAAAGUUCAGCGUUUCGGUCUUACCGGUCGUAAAAUGGAAUUCAAAAUUAAACCAGUGCCCAGUGGUGAAGACCCUAUUAAAUGGACAAAGGGGGCAAUUGAAGAUAUUGUGAAAAAAGGGACCGAGGGCGUAGCCCCAAAUGAUCAAGUGGGGCUCAGUUUUUGCUCCAAAGACUUUACACGCGGUGAUGGCUGGAUGAAUUUUAAAACGGCUAGUGAAGUAACUUUUGACGAUACAUGGAAGACAAUAUCUUCCAUAUAUCAAUCUAACAGCACCGGACUAAACACCGAGACUUUCUGUCUCGGUGUUACAGCCGUGAAAAUGCCGAUUGGGCAAGGUCGUGGGGCCAAAUACAAUAGCUUCGAUGAAGAGUGUGGGAUGCGUAAAGGCAUUGUUGCCAUAACAAAUAAAGACAAUCUGUGCCUUCCCCGAGCUCUCGUUGUGGCGAUUGCGCACGCCGAGAAGGACCCAAAUUAUGCGAAAAUAAGAAGAGAUAUCGGAAAGGCACAGACCAUCAAGACAAUGACAUUAGUGGGGGCUGCAGACGUCAAUAUACCGGUAGAGGGGGCAGGUAUACCCGAAAUACAGGUCCUACAAAACUAUUUGGUAGAUUACCAAAUCGUGGUGUAUCAGUACGGAUCCAAGGGCAGGGAUCUGGUUUUUAAAGGGCAGCUGGAGAAGCCUAGGAAACUCCACCUGCUUUACCACCAGAACCACUUCAACGUCAUAACAUCACUGACAGCGGCAUUUUGUUGUGAUUAUUAUUGCGAAGAGUGUAACGUUCCUUACAAUAGUAAAAACAGACAUAGGUGUGGCGGUACAUGCGCGGGGUGUCAACAAUCUCCAGCAUGCCCUACAGACAAUAUGAAAGUGAAAUGCACAGACUGCCUUCGUUCGUUUAGAGGCCCAACAUGUUUCGAGAACCAUAAGAAGGUUGGAUCGGUUGACAAAAGUUCGGUAUGUGAAAGUGUUAGAAAAUGCCCAACGUGUCUCGUCAUCGUAAAAGCAGACAGACCACAUACCUGUGGUGAAAAGUAUUGUUCGAUUUGCAAGAAACACCAGCCACAGCCGCACCAUUGUUACAUGCAGCAGGAUACAGGGUGUCCCAGUAUGAAGAACACAUUGUUUAUCUUCUAUGAUUUGGAAACGAGGCAAGAGAAGAAGUUGGAAGAUGGUAGUUUACUUCAUGAACCUAACUUAUGUGUAUUUCAACAAAGGUGUCAUAAGUGCCUUGAAGAAGACUCCAGUAAACUAAUUUGUGCGUUCUGUGCGGCUAGAUGCCAAAUACUAAAAGGCGACGAUGUAAUUUCUCGCUUUAUAUGUUAUGUGCUUGGUAUAAGAAAACAAUUCAAGGAUGUGGUGGUGAUAGCACAUAAUGGCGGGGGGUUUGACCAUCAAUUUAUCCUGGACUAUAUUCUCCAGCAAACAGACCUGACUCCAGAACUUAUUACCAGAGGUACCAAGUUAAUUCUCAUGUCUGUGGGCAACGUCAAAUUUCUGGACUCACUCAAUUAUUUUCCUAUGGCCCUAUCCAAAUUACCUAAAGCAUUCGGAUUGGCAGAGCUGAAGAAAGGAUAUUUUCCACAUUUAUUUAAUAUUAUGGAAAAACAGAAGUAUGUUGGACCAAUGCCCUCUAUUGAAUAUUAUGAUCCCGACAAUAUGAAGGUUGAAGAUAGGGAAAAGUUCAUUAAAUGGUACGAGGAACGUGUGGCUGAAAACUAUGUGUUCGAUUUCGAGAAGGAGUUUGUUGAAUAUUGUGUAUCUGAUGUCGAUAUUCUCACGCAAGCCUGCCUCAAAUUCAGAAAACUCAUGAUAGACGAGGGGAACGUGUGUCCGUUUACAGAAGCCUCAACACUACCCAGUGCUUGCAACAAGAUUUUCCGCCGCAAUUUCCUCCAGCCCGAAACUAUAGGUAUCAUUCCUAAAAACGGGUACAGGUUAUGCGAUAACCAAAGUAAGAUCGCGCUCCAAUGGUUAUUGUGGGAGGAACAAGAAAGAGGGGUUGAAAUCAUACAUGCUGCAAAGCAGCAGGAAAGUAUUGUCGCAGGAUGUAAAGUAGAUGGGUUCUGUGAAAAAUCAAAACAAGUGUUUGAGUUUCACGGUUGUUAUUACCACGGGUGCCCUAGAUGUUACAAGCACGAGCGCCAGGUACCGCUGAAAGACGACCCUACACAAACAUUGGAUUCCCGGUACGAAAAUACGGUUACGAAAACCCAGCAUUUAAUAGACCAAGGCUACGAGGUUGUGGAGAUGUGGGAGUGCGAUUUCCGGCGCAAUAUGAACGAUGAAAUCAGACAAUAUACCGAAGACCAUCCUCUACUUAUCAAUUUACCACUAAAUCCGCGCGACGCUUUUUACGGGGGCCGUACGGAAAAUAUGAAAACCUAUUACAAGUGCCGGGACGGAGAACAAAUCAAAUACGUCGACGUUUGUUCGCUUUACCCGUGGGUGAACAAGUACGGAAAGUACCCCGUAGGACAUCCGGAAGUUAUCGUCGGUAAUGAAAAGUGCAAUAAACUUAAUCUGCUUGAAACAGAUGGACUGAUUAAAUGCAGAAUUCUUCCACCUCAGCAGCUGAUCCAUCCCGUAUUGCCCGUAAAACUGAACGAUAAACUCAUGUUCGUGUUGUGUUACACGUGCGGUAAAACAGGGGCCAGAGAGUGUAGUCAUAGCGAUGAAGAGCGGAUAAUUAACGGAACAUGGGUUAUUGACGAAGUGGUGAAGUCGGUUGAGAAAGGGUACCUUAUACUAGAUAUUCAGGAAAUCUGGAAGUAUAAGGUAACCCAAUAUAAUCCGGAGACAAAAGAAGGGGGUUUAUUUAAUGGAUACAUCAGCAAAUUCCUAAAAAUAAAACAAGAAUCAUCAGGCUGGCCUUCAUACUGUACAACGCCCGAAUCCAAAGACCAAUACGUACGUGAAUACCUGGCAAGGGAAGGUGUUACGCUAGAUCCCCAAAAGGUGGCUGUAAAUCCGGGCCUUAGACAGUUGGGUAAAGCGGUUAUCACCUCGUUUUGGGGCAAGUUAGGACAGAGGGAAAAUCAGGGAAAGACGUCUAUUGUGAAUAGGCCAGAAACCCUGUUUUCCAUGCUAACUAACCCUGCAACAGACGUCAACUCCAUACUGCCUGUGAACGACGAUACUUUACUGGUAAAUUGGUCGUUUAAAGAUGAAGCGUACGAUGUUUUACCAACAGUAAAUGUAUGUUUAGCCGCAUACACCACGGCUCAAGCCCGCCUGAAAUUAUAUAGCUACCUGGAAAAAGUUGGUGAUAAUGCUAUUUACACGGACACCGAUAGCGUUAUCUACCUAUCGAAGGCAGGGCAAGAAGAUAUUCCGCUUGGAAAUUUUCUGGGAGAGAUGACUGACGAGCUGGAGGGGUAUGGCGAGGGCAGCUACAUUGAUGAGUUUGUGUCGGGAGGGCCUAAGAAUUAUGCGUAUAAGGUAUAUUCUCCUAAGACCGGGGAAUAUUUCAUAACGUGCAAGGUUAAAGGUCUUUCCCUAAACUACAACGCCUCUCAAACCGUGAAUUUUGAAACCAUAAAAUCCAUGGUUUUAACAGAAGAAGAGCCCGAACCUGUCCCAAUAAUAUACAAACAGAUACGGAGAACCGGGGAUCACAAAGUUAUGACUACACAACUGACUAAACUAUACAGACCGUUGUCGACCAAACGGAAAUUCGACGAGCAAGGUGGUUCAUUACCGUUCGGGUUUAAAAAAGCUAGACACUGA